Molecule: messenger RNA, 831 nt
Organism: Camellia sinensis
Lineage: Eukaryota; Viridiplantae; Streptophyta; Magnoliopsida; Ericales; Theaceae
Source: RefSeq, a predicted model, not a curated record
AUGUCUGUGGCCGAAUUUGAAGCGGCCUUUUCUAGUUUGUCCCGGUUUGCACUGGAAUUGGUAGCGACGGAAGAGCAUCGUUGUUAUGAGUUUGAGCAGAGGUUGAGGAAGAUUUUGUUCAAGGUUGCCGGGAACAUGAUUCAAGAUUAUGAUCGCCUUGUGGAGGCAGCCGCACAUGUGGAAAUUAUUGUGGAGGCCGAGGAGGAGAGACUUCGGAAUUCGAGGUCUAGGGGCCAGGGGUCACAGGGGGACUUUAGGCCUAACAAGAGGAGUAAGAGUACUUUUUCAUCCCAGUCUCAGUCGCAACAGUCUAGAUCCACUUUUCCAUUGCCUAGUGCGGGCCCAAAGAAGAGUGCACCGAAUAUGGGUGCGUCUCAUUCAUUCAUAUCUGCUGCAUUUGUAUCUGCAUUGGGGCUAGAGGUGAUUCAAUUAGCAUCUCCACUCAGAGUAGAGUCUCCAGUUGGGGGUGCAGCUGAACUAGAUCGAGGUUGUCAUGGUUGUGAGAUAGAGGUUGCUGAGCGUAGACUCCCGUUUUCUUUUGUGUUGAUAGACAUGUCAAGUUUUGACGUCAUCCUAGGCAUGGAUUGGUUGUCUUCGUAUUGGGCAGUGAUAGACUGCUUUCGUCAGAAGGUUACCGUGUGCACCUCGAGUGGUGAUUGUUUUUACUUUCUAGGAGACCGAGUUGAUAGGGUCUUGUCACCAAUAUUCGAUUCUCAUGGUAGGAAUGAGCUUAGUGGUGUUCUUGUUACUUUUUUGGAUGAUGAGAGUAGCGGGACUCGAGUUGAGUUGCCAAGGGUAGUUUAUGAAUACCCGGACGUAGGACCUUACUAG